AAAUCUAACUUCAGGACUUUGCGCUUGCCAGGCAGGCUCUCAUGCGGCUGAGCUACAUCCCUGACCCUAUAGGGUUCUUUUGAGUGAUUCUCAAUUCCUUCCCGCACGCAAACUUUAGAAUUUCCCACGCAUAAAACAACGCCCCACAUUCUCCAGCCUGGGUAACCGCUCUGUGACAACACCCUCUGUCUAGUCACAACCCCGCCCCCGCGUACGUCACGGUGGGCCCAGCGUUCCUAGUUGGCCCAGCGGCGGGACUUCCUUCCCAGCAAUAAGCGGAGGGGCGCACUCGGUGAGAGAUGAGCGACUGGAAGGGCUUCAUCAGCGGCGUGCUGCGGGACCAGAGCAUCGACGACGUGGCCAUCGUGGGCCACUCGGACAAUCGUUGCGUGUGGGCAUCGCGGCCGGGGGGCCUACUGGCUGCCAUCUCCCCGCAGGAGGUUGGCGUGCUCACGGGGCCCGACCGGCAAACCUUCCUGCAGACUGGCCUGAGCUUGGCGGGCCGCCGCUGCUGUGUCAUCCGUGACUACCUACUGGCCAAAGGGGACGGCGUGCUGGACGCGCGCACCAAGGGCCCAGACGGGCGCGCCCUCUGCGUUGGCCACACGCCGCGCGCGCUUCUCGUGCUCAUGGGUCGGCGUGGCGUGCACGGGGGUAUGCUCAAUAAGAAGAUGCAUGAGCUGAUCUGCGGGCUGUGCAAGCAGGGCAUGUAGCGUGACAGUCAGGCCACCCACGGUGGCAGCGAGACCAGAAUAAACUGUGAACUGGG
Molecule: messenger RNA, 769 nt
Organism: Cavia porcellus (domestic guinea pig)
Lineage: Eukaryota; Metazoa; Chordata; Mammalia; Rodentia; Caviidae
Gene: Pfn3
Product: profilin 3
Exons: 1
Coding region: 300-713 (137 amino acids)
Biological process (GO): regulation of actin filament polymerization; actin cytoskeleton organization; positive regulation of actin filament bundle assembly
Cellular component (GO): cytoplasm
Molecular function (GO): actin binding
Source: RefSeq, a predicted model, not a curated record